UCUAUCCAACUCCAUUCACUCGUUCACCAUUGAUUCCUUAAAAAAUUCUCAGAUACCAAUCAAUUACAACCUUUUUUAUCUUUCUUCACAGCAAACAUGAAGCUCUCCGCCCUCAUCAUCCUCGCCAGCCCCCUUCUCGCUUUCGCAGCACCCGCCAACACUGCUGUAGCCAACGAUGUUGCCAUUGCCCGCGACGACCGCUGCGAAAUCGACGCCUGGAGAGAUUCAAACUGGAGCAAAGGCGGUCUCCAGCGUUACCGCGUCAAGUUCAGAACCAAGGGCGUCGACGCCAAAAAGGCCUGCGACUACUACAAGUGCCAUGGAAUGAGUUGGCGACAGUGCUGGGUCGACGAAAACGGCGAUGCUAUCGCCGACGGCAACUAUGCCAAGGGCCCUGGCGGGUUGACAGCUCACAAGAGCUGUAUGAAGUUCGCCAAACAGGCUUUCGCUGCGCAGAAUUCUUGCCACUGCGUUGGAGAUUUCUGCAAGGGUGCUACCAAGUUUGAUUGA
Messenger RNA from Periconia digitata, 510 nucleotides. The record is from the annotation of a GenBank genome assembly. Lineage: Eukaryota; Fungi; Ascomycota; Dothideomycetes; Pleosporales; Periconiaceae.